UAUCAAGCCUCUCUCUCUAAAAAAAAAAAAAAAAAUCGAUCCUGCAAACCCUUCUUCUUCUCCUCUUCAGCCUCAUCACCUGCAAAUACCCCCUCUCUAUCUAUUUUUUUUUCUCUUUUUUGCUCUCAUGGACCCUGCAAAACACCCUGCCAUAACAGUUUCAAACAUCAAAACUUUCAUACCUAUCACCCUUGAAAUGGAAACAAGCCAGUAUUCAUCAUGGGCUGAACUUUUUAAAAUUCAUUGCCGAGCGUAUCAGGUCAUCGAUCACCUAUCUCCACGAAAGAAAGAUCCCUCAACCGCUGCCUCAAAAGAAUCCGACAAGGACAAACAGUCCGUUGCCCAACCAGAUGAUGAGUGGAACCGUCUCGAUGCCAUAGUCCUUCAAUGGAUCUAUGGCACCAUAUCUAAUGAUCUUUUAUGCACCAUUAUCCGGCCCGAUUCAAACGCUUGUUAUGCUUGGACUGCUUUGAAAAACAUCUUUCACGAUAAUCAAGCGACAAGGGCAGUACUGUUGCAAAAGAAGUUUGCAAAUAUCAGGCUUGAAUCUUUUCAAUCCAUGUCCGCCUACUGCCAGGAAGUAAAGGUAAUUUCGGAUCAAUUAGCUAACGUUGGCUCACCCGUCAACGAACACUCCCUAGUGAUUCAAUUACUUUCCGGUUUAAAUGAAGCCUAUGGUGGCGUUGCCUCAAUACUUCAGAACACAAAACCUUUACCCACUUUCUAUGAGGCUCGUUCUCAAUUAAUUCUCGAAGAGACUACCAAGGCAAACCGGGUCGCCAACGAAACCGCCCUACACACAUCUCAUCAGCCAAGCAACCCUCCUCCAACCCCAACCCCAACCCAAACCACAAAUCAUGCUCCUAAUCGAAAUAGUCGAGGUCGUGGCCGUGGUCGUGGCCGCGGACGUGGCAGAAGUCACACACCAACCUGGUCAGGGCAACAAUGGAAUGGGUACCCUUGGACAGCCCAGCCUUCGGCCCACACAAACCGUCCACCAUCAUGGGCCAACCCCAAUGCUUACUAUUGGGCUACACCCCCUUGUCCGUACCCCACUGUCCCACCAUCAAGGCCCGUUAACAGCAACCCACAACAAGGCAUUCUGGGCCCUCGACCUCAGCAAGCAUACACUGCAUCUGAAGCAAGCUACACUCCAACGGAGCUUGAUCAAGCUUUCAAUGCCUUCUCCCUUCAUCCUCCAGAUCAUUCCUGGUACAUGGAUACGGGUGCUACAGGAUCUCCACACCCGGAAGCACCUUCUUCGAUGUGAUAGCUCUGGUGACCUCUACCCGCUCACUCUUCCUUCACGCCAUCAUGUCUCUCAUGCUCCCGUUUCUACGUUUUUAGCCGUGUCUCAAGAUACUUGGCACCGCCGUCUUGGGCACCCCGGAAUAAACAUUUUACGUUGUUUAAAACCAUGUUUGUCUUCUAUUUCCAAUGAUGUUAAACAUUCUACCAUUUGUGAACCUUGUGUGUUUGGAAAACAAGUUAAAUUCCCUUUUCAUGUUUCUACUA
This is a messenger RNA of Helianthus annuus (common sunflower), 1515 nucleotides long. RefSeq lists its product as uncharacterized. Lineage: Eukaryota; Viridiplantae; Streptophyta; Magnoliopsida; Asterales; Asteraceae. The coding region runs from base 128 to 1270 and encodes 380 amino acids. The transcript has 2 exons. The record is from RefSeq and is a predicted model, not a curated record.